AUGGCGGAUUUACAGUCACGAAUAGGUCCUAAACAAGAGGAACAGCCGUUUUUUCGUAAUAAAACAUGGAAGAGGCCAGGGCUCCACACCCCUAAUAAGACUGCGACUGCUGUCUGGGACACCUCCGACACCACCAACGAAGGGGACAGCGACUCAGGUUCAGGGAAUUUCAACGACGACCAAUACUUCAUUUCUUCUCCCCCACCUCUCUCUUUCUCCAACUCUGCCUCUCCAGACAGGCCUAGUCUUCAAGACAGAUUGAUGGAUGGACCCAUCCUCCCCGGGCUCAUUCAUCAAAGUCCAGAGACAGAGCAACUGAAGAAUGCGUCCAAACCGCUUAUAGACAGAGUAGCAAUACAUGACGACAAUGCCGAGCGAGGGUUUCAUGACAUCCGUGACGGCGGUGAGAUGGAUAUAGACCAAGAUAACGAUGAUGUGAUAUCCUCUGGAAGCAUAGACAAGUCACAGAACUUGAAAAACGUUGGGACCUCAGACCCAAAUCAGCCUAGAAUUGCUUCAUUGACCUCCGCCUCUGAGACACGCAACCAAACCUCUAGCAAUAACGCUGGUUUUGGCUCUCAGCAAAAAAGAAACAGUUCUCAACUCACGCUGGCUCAACGCAUGCAAAAUGGCUACGCGCCACCGCGACCUAACUAUUCCAAUACGCAUACAUCACCAUCCAAAUUCAAUUUUAACAAUAACCUCGAAAUGAAUAACGUUAUGCCACACGAAAGAUCUGGGGGUUCAAAUAGUGCUCAAGAAGAUGGGCAUCAAUCACCUCUUUCUUCAGACCCCAUUCGCACUAUCAUGAUGCCCGUUGUGCAGCAAAACGCAGAUUGUCGCGCAAACAAUGACGAUUCGAAGAAUGGCCCUCCGCAACAAAAAACCGUUAAUCCGAAAGUUUUUACUAACGAGAUUUCUGCUUCAUUUUCUGAAUUAGGUCGCAAAGUUCACAAAGAUAUGCAAGAUCGCGAUCUUCCGCGGAGAAGUCCUCCUCGUGUAGACCCGAGAAAUGGAUCGACUAUCGCAUCAACAUCCACUCAGGAACGCGUGGAAGCACCACUUUACUCACCAGGCACCGCGCAUGCUUACAAUCAAAAAGCAUAUAACCAGCAUGUAAAUUCUGCUCCCGGAGCGCACCUUAUCACCACCAAGAGACCUUUCAACGGCAUACACCUGAUUCUCAAGAUUCAAGAGACCAAGAUUAUGAACGGCGCCACCCAUCUGAUUCACGUUACGGUGGAAGAAGAUUAUCGCGAUCGCCGCCUCGAACCAUUCCAGAUAAAACUAUAG
Messenger RNA from Psilocybe cubensis, 1293 nucleotides. RefSeq lists its product as uncharacterized. NCBI's taxonomy places the organism in Eukaryota, Fungi, Basidiomycota, Agaricomycetes, Agaricales, Agrocybaceae. Bases 1 to 1293 code for a protein of 430 amino acids. The record is from RefSeq and is a predicted model, not a curated record. The transcript has 3 exons.